GGGAGAAGGAGGAGGCCAAUUCCUGGAUCCAGACCAGAGAACUUCUACAAGGACGUUGAGAUGGAAGAUGAUGGGGAGGUGGACACUCUGGCAGGUUAUGAGCAAGACAGGCUGGAUGAUUUGGAGGCAGCUCUGCCAUCAUCGGAACUGAGCAAACAUAAAGCAGGAAAACAGACUUUGGAAGGUCAAAAGAGAGGGAAAAGUAACAAAAGAGACCAAACGAAGAACAGAAGGAAGAAAUCUUUUUCUUCUGAGGAGUCUAUCGCCUGUGAACUCCUGAACGUCCAGGAACUUCUUGGAGACGAAGGAGUGGAAAAGUGUCAUAUCUCUGGGGAAAGUUUCAAAGAUAAAUGUAAGGUGAAGGUACAUUACAAAAGCCACACAAGGGACAAACCACAUGAGUGCAUGGAAUGCGGAAAGGGCUUCACUCGGCAUGCCUUACUACAGUCGCAUCAAAGGACUCACGCAGCAGAGAAACCCUAUAAAUGCACUGAAGGUGGAAAAAAUGUCACUGACAGUGGACACUCUGAUUUACAUCAAAGAGCUCUCAUAGGACAAAAAACAUAUUCAUGUACUGAAUGUGGAAAGGGUUUCAGCACCAGUGGAAGUCUAAAAUCACAUCAAAGGACCCACACAGGGGAGAAACCAUAUCAGUGCCUGGAAUGUGGAAAGGGUUUCAGCACCAGUGGAAGUCUGAAAUCACAUCAAAGGACCCACACGGGGGAGAAACCAUAUCAAUGCAUGGAAUGUGGAAAGAGCUUCACGCAGAAGGCAGUUCUAAAUUCACACCAAAGAAUCCACACAGGGGAGAAACCAUAUCAAUGCCUGGAGUGUGAAAAGAGCUUCACUUACAGAACAAGUCUAAUUCUGCAUCAAAGGACCCACACGAGAGAAAAGCCGUAUGUGUGCACGGAAUGUGGAAAGAGCUUCAGUCAGAAAUCAGGUCUAAAUUCACAUCAAAGAACCCACACGAGAGAAAAGCCACACGCGUGCACGGAAUGUGGAAAGAGCUUCAAUCGGAGAGAACAAUUGCAACUGCAUCAGAGAAUCCACACAGGGGAGAAGCCACAUGUAUGCAUUGAAUGUGGGAAAACCUUCAGACAGAGAGGACACCUACAGUUACAUCAAAGAAUCCACACCGGAGAAAAGCCAUACGCAUGCAGGGAAUGUGGAAAAUGUUUCAGUGACAAUGGACGCCGUCGUCUGCACGAAAGAACCCACACAGGAGAGAAGCCAUACACAUGUAUGGAAUGUGGAAGGAACUUCAUUAAUAGUGGACAUUUAGAUUUACAUCAAAGAACCCACACGGGAGAGAAACCGUAUGCGUGCGUUGAAUGUGGAAAGGGCUUCACUACCAGUGCAAGUCUAAAAUCACACCAAAGAAUCCACACGGGGGAGAAACCAUAUCAAUGCCAGGAAUGCGGAAAGGGCUUCAGUCACAAGGGAGGCCUAAAUUCACAUCAAAGAACCCACACGAGAGAAAACGCAUACACAUGUGUGGAUUGUGGAAAGACCUUUAAUCACAAGUCAAGUCUAUAUUCGCAUCUGAGAACCCACACAAAAGAAAAGCCGUACACGUGCAUGGAAUGUGGAAAGAGUUUCAGUCGUGGUGAUAAUCUGCAAAUACAUCAUAGAAUCCACACGGGAGAGAAACCAUACAAAUGCACGGAAUGUGGGAAGACCUUCAGACAGAAGGUCCAGCUACAGAUCCAUCAAAGAAUCCACACCGGAGAAAAGCCGUACGCAUGCAGGGAAUGUGGGAAAAGCUUCCGGCAGAGUGGGUAUCUUCGUUUACAUGAAAGAAUCCACACAGGAGAGAAACCAUAUACAUGCCUGGAGUGUGGAAAAAAUUUCAGUAACAGUGGGCAUUGUCGUUUACAUGAACGGACACACACGGGAGAGAAACCAUACAAGUGCACGGAGUGUGGGAAGAGCUUCGGUCUGAGUCGAACUCUCAAGUCACAUCAGAGAACUCACACAAAGGAGAAACCAUAUCAAUGUAUGCAAUGUGGGAAGAGCUUCGGUAGCAACGCAAAUCUGUAUUCACAUAAAAGGACCCACACGGGGAAAAAACCUCAUAAGUGCAUGGAGUGUGGAAAGAGCUUCUCUUUUAGCGUGAAUUUACGUGUACAUCAAAGAACGCACACAGGGGAAAAACCAUACAAAUGUAUGGAAUGUGGAAAGUCCUUCCAUCGCUGUGGAGUGCUGCAAGCACAUCAAAGAAUUCACACAGGAGAAAAACCAUACGUGUGCACGGAAUGUGGAAAGGGCUUCAGUCGGAAUGAACAGCUGCGAUUACACCAGAGAUCCCACGUGAGAGAGAAACCGUCAAAAUCCACAUAGGGGGGAAAUCAUGUACAUGCAUGGAAUGUGGAAAAAACUUC
Anolis sagrei ordinatus is the source of this 2384-nucleotide messenger RNA. Lineage: Eukaryota; Metazoa; Chordata; Lepidosauria; Squamata; Anolidae. The record is from RefSeq and is a predicted model, not a curated record.